AUGCCUCGCUUCGACGACUCCGAUAUUGGAGCCGAUCUCACCCAGGUUCACUCUCCUCGAGACAGCCGGCCCAGCGUCGUGGCCCCAGUUGCACCUCAGUCGCUAGAAGGCACAACUCUUCCCAUCCCUGCAGAUCCCUCUCACGCUGGCCGUCGGGAGAGCGAGGUGGUCGAGAUCCCGGCCACACGCAGCUCCAUCAGCGAUGCUUCUCAGUACAUGCACAACCUGAGCCUGGCUCCCUCCAUGCGGGACAAGCGCGGCUCAAGGAAUUCCUUUGGCACCUCGCUGCCCAUCCCUCGCUCUCCUCGCCCCUCUCGUCUGUCUUCCAUCGUCGGCAUAGAUGACCGAAAGGCCGCCGUCUCGCGGGAAAUCCUGGCCUCCCAGGUACAAGACAUGGCCAAGGAGCAGGUAAAGGCCGCCAAGAACAUGGCCUUUGCCUUUGAUAUCGACGGUGUCCUCGCCCACGGUAACCACGCCAUCCUCGAGGCUCGGGAGUCCUUGAAGAUGCUGAACGGUGACAACGAAUUGGGCAUCAAGAUUCCUUACAUCCUUUUGACCAACGGUGGUGGCAAGACCGAAGAGGAGCGUUGCCAGCAGCUGUCCGAAAUUCUCGAGGUCCCCAUCUCUGUUAACCAAUUUAUUCAAUCUCACACCCCCAUGCAGGCUCUGUCCGAGUACUACGAGACCGUUCUCGUCGUCGGUGGCGAGGGCUUUAAGUGUCGUGGCGUCGCCCAGAACUAUGGCUUCAAGCACGUGUACACCCCGAAGGACAUCCUGGCUUGGGACCAAGAAGCCUCCCCCUGGAGGUGCUUCACCGAGGAGGAGCGUGUCCACGCACACCCAGUCGACUUUAAACGAGUCAAGUUCGACGCUAUUCUUGUCUUUGCCGACUCGAGAGAUUACGCCACAGACUUCCAGCUCAUCAUUGACCUGCUACUAUCCGAAAACGGCUAUUUUGGAACAAAGUCGAAGAACUUAGAGACAAACAGCAUCCCCAUCUACUUCUCACAAGGCGACAUGGUCAUGCCCACCCAGUUCAAGGGCCCCCCUCGCAUGACCCAGGGAGCAUUCCGUAUUGCCAUUGAAGCCAUCUACAAGUCCCUGACGGGCAAUGACCUCGAGCGUGUGGUCUACGGCAAGCCUGAAUUGGCCACAUACAAAUACGCCGACGAAGUGCUCAAGUCGUGGAUGGAGGAGAUUCACAACGAGAACAAGCUACCCCAGAAUGUCUACAUGGUUGGAGAUAACCCGGCCUCCGAUAUCAUUGGCGGCAACAUGUACGGUUGGAACACCUGUCUAGUCCGCACUGGUGUGUUCCAAGGCGGACCAGGAGAGAACGCACCGGACAGCCCGGCCAACUUUGGUGUGUUUGACAACGUGUUGGAAGCCGUCAAGGCUGUUGUCCGGAAAGAACUCGGCAAGGAGUUUAAGUUUAAGUGGAACGAAAAGAUCAACCCUGUCCUACACGGUGGUGACGGGCUUUCUGCUGUCGAGUAA
This is a messenger RNA of Talaromyces atroroseus, 1497 nucleotides long. RefSeq lists its product as hypothetical. Lineage: Eukaryota; Fungi; Ascomycota; Eurotiomycetes; Eurotiales; Trichocomaceae. Gene Ontology annotation, biological process: glycerophospholipid biosynthetic process. Bases 1 to 1497 code for a protein of 498 amino acids. The record is from RefSeq and is a predicted model, not a curated record. Gene Ontology annotation, cellular component: mitochondrion. The transcript has a single exon.